UAUUAUCCAAAAGUCAGAAAGGAAAGAAAAAUAUAAUUUUUUCGUAAUUUUACAUUUUAUGUAAGAAAACAAAAGAAGAAAUUUUCUGACUCCAUUGAAUUUUUAUAACUUUUUUGGAAUUAUAGUUUUUUAGGAAUGAUGGAUCCGGAUAAAGGGUUGGAGAGAUUAUAUGAGCAGAGAGAAAGAUACAUUAAAGAUGUACAGUUCUUCAGAUGUCAUCUACGAGAAGAAACCACUUUAAAAACACUUCAACUGAGGAAAUCCAUCAGAAAAGAUAUUUGUAGAGAAGAUGUGUGGAAGAUAGAGAGAUUAAUUUUGAAAUCAGUUAUUAGAAAGAAAGGUAAAUCUAUUGGAUUUAUAUCAAAGCAAAUUAAGUCUCUUAAAAAAGAUUUAAAUCAAAAUUUAAUUUUAGAUUCUUAUAAAAAUAAAAAUUACAUAAAAAAUAAAAAUACUAAAUUGUUUAAACUAUUUGGUUAUCCAUUACAAGAAGAAAGUGUUGAAUGGCAGAAAAAUCUGGUCCAAAACUUAUCAUCGAAAGAAAUACCAGAGGAUUAUAUGCGGUUUUUAUCAUAUGGAGCUGGUAUGAAUUUUCCUUUUUCUAGUGGAAUAGUAAAUACGAUUGCAGAUAUUGAAGAUGCAAUUUUUCACUGUAAUCUUCAAAAAGAAGAAAAAGAUGAAAUUAGAAUUAAAAUUUGUGAAGAUUUAAAAAAACUGGAAAUCAAGAAAGGGCGCAUUCAGGAUCAUAGAGCAAGACAUUAUAUAGAGAAUAAGAAACAAGAAAUAAUAUCUGAAGGAAGUUUUAAAAAGUUAGAAAAAGACCCGUUUAAUGAAAUACAAAGAACAUUAACAAGAAAAUUGAAGAAAUUUGUGAAAGAAGGUCAUAUCCAGGCGAGUCAAAGUAAAGAAAUACUUUCAAAGGAAAACGUAAGAAUUCCUAAAUUAACUGUCAGAAUUAAAACACAUAAACAAAAUAAAUGUAGACCAAUCAUAGACUUUAGAUUCACAUUAUUAUAUAAUUUAGAAAUCUUUAUUAAAAAGAUAUUACAGGAUAUACAAAUUUCGAAAUAUGCAGUUAAAAAUGCUGAUGAUUUAAUUACAAAAUUGCAAAAAGGUGUAAUCUUGUCUAAUUAUAAAUUGAUGAGUUUGGAUAUAACAUCUAUGUACCCUUCUAUUACUAAAGAUAUGAUUUUGAGCAGUUUACGUAAGUAUGGUGUUCCUGAUUAUUUAAAGGAUUUAAUUACUUUCACAUUAGAUAAUAAUUAUUUUACAGUGAAGGAAAAGAACUUUUAUCGACAAACAGAAGGUAUUUCGAUGGGCUCCGUAAUAGGACCGAAAUUAGCAGAAAUUUAUAUGCUGGAUGUGGACAUGAUUCUUUCAACAUUAAAUGGAGUUAUGUUUUUUGCAAGAACAACAAAUAUAGAUAAAAGAAAAGAAGAAAUUGAAGAUACACAUAAGAAAUACAUCUUAAAUGGAUAUCCAAAAAGAUUACUAAAUGAUUGGUUCCACAGAUUUUUAAGAAACAGGUUUAAAGUUAAACGUUGUCAAGAAAUAAUAAAGUAUGUAUCAUUUCCGUAUAUAAAAGGUAUUUAUGAAAAAUAUAAUAACUUCUUUAAUCAUAAAUUAAUUAGAUUGGCUCCAUCCUUAAAUAACAGGUUAUCAAAUAUGAUGAUCAUCAGAAAUAAUGCUAAAGAUAUAUUAGAAGAAGAAGGUGUUGUUUAUCGGAUAGAAUGCACGUGUAACAAUCCUAGUUUUUACGUCGGUGAAACAAAACGAAGAUUAAGGAUCAGACUGUCGGAACAUUUGGCUGCCGUAAGGUUGAAAAUGAGUAAUUCUCCUGUCUUCCAACAUUGUAAUAGUAAUAAUUGUCAGAUUAAUAUUAAUAAAUUAAAAAUAAUUUUUAAGGAAAAAAAUAUUGUAAAGCGAAAGGUAAAAGAACACUUCGCUAUAAUUAUGCAAAACAAUAAUGUUAAUUUAAAUACCGGAAUGUUAACAGCGGCAUGCUGGGAGUUUUUUGUUAACUGUAUAAGUGGCUCUUCAAUGAGUUGACUGUUUGAACGUAGAUUUUGUGCUGUAAGCCCCACUGAAGAGGCCAUAGGCGAAAUGCAUUUGGGAAGCUUGUUAGUAAUGAUGUAAAUAAAAAUUUUUUUCUCUCUGCAGAUUAUUUUCUUUUUUAUACCUUUUUAAACUCUGUUUUUUAAA
Centruroides sculpturatus (bark scorpion) is the source of this 2199-nucleotide messenger RNA. RefSeq lists its product as uncharacterized. The record is from RefSeq and is a predicted model, not a curated record. The coding region runs from base 136 to 2046 and encodes 636 amino acids. Lineage: Eukaryota; Metazoa; Arthropoda; Arachnida; Scorpiones; Buthidae. The transcript has 3 exons.